Ascochyta rabiei is the source of this 2922-nucleotide messenger RNA. Its product is annotated as Phosphatidylethanolamine N-methyltransferase. Lineage: Eukaryota; Fungi; Ascomycota; Dothideomycetes; Pleosporales; Didymellaceae. Gene Ontology annotation, biological process: phosphatidylcholine biosynthetic process. Gene Ontology annotation, molecular function: phosphatidylethanolamine N-methyltransferase activity. The record is from RefSeq and is a predicted model, not a curated record. Bases 1 to 2922 code for a protein of 973 amino acids. The transcript is spliced from 5 exons.
AUGACGGAUGUCGGCAAUGGCGUAGAGGCCGACGGUAGCCAGCUCAGAGAACGACCGACAGCUAAGCCGCUGCACCUGCACGACUCUGACCUGGCGAAGCAAAAGGUCCUUGAACUGAAUGAGCAGGAAGACAGAAAAGACGAGCGCGAAAAGAAGACGUAUGGCCGGACGCCCAGUGGCACGGUCUUCAUUGUGCCGCACACCCACGACAUGGUGUCGCAGCUGCUCUCGCCCUCGCAACCAAAGAACGUGUCCGACCUAGGGGUCCUCGCUGUGCUCGCAGGCCUGAUAGCCACGCUCUGCCUACUGCCCAAAAGCGCCCGCAUCCCCGUGUUCGCCGUCCUCUUCCUGUUCUGGCGCGCUGCCUACAAUGCAGGCAUUGGCUGGCUUCUCGACGUCCAGUCCAAGCACAAUCGCCUCGUCCUGUGGGCCAAGAACUCGCGCGUCUUUGAGAACCCAGAGACGGGCAACAACCCGCACCCAGCCCUCUACCAGUUCCUGAAGAGGGAGAUGGAGACCAAGAUCCCCAAGGACUACACGUUCGAAGAGGCUCCGGUGGAGUACAACACCUGGCUUGUCUUCAGGCGCGUGGUAGACCUGAUUUUGAUGUGUGACUUUGUAUCGUAUUGCCUCUUCGCCAUCGCCUGCUUCCACCGCCCAGAGGAGAGCUGGCUGCUGUUCGCACUGCGAUGGACGACGGGCAUUGUCCUGUUCAUCUUCAACUUGUUCGUCAAGUUGGACGCGCACCGCGUGGUCAAGGACUAUGCCUGGUACUGGGGCGACUUCUUCUACCUCAUCGAUCAACGUCUGACCUUUGACGGCGUCUUUGAGGCUGCCCCGCACCCCAUGUACUCGAUUGGGUACGCCGGCUUCUACGGCAUUGCUUUGAUGAUGGCAAGUUACAAGGUGCUUUUGAUUUCCAUCGUCGCGCACGCAGCCCAAUUUGCCUUUCUGAUCAAGGUCGAAGAGCCGCACAUGCAGAAGAUUUACAACCCAGCACCCCCUCGCCGAGCGCGCCACCCUUCCGGGGACAUGACCCAAGAGCACCGUCCCACCUCGAGCCAGUCGGACAGCGUAGAUGCGGGAGCGCCCGCGGACCCUGUCAGUCAGCCUGCCCAAAUGCACCACAUGGUCGGUCCACGGAACAUGGACUUCCAUCGCGCCAUCGACGUCACGGUAGUGCUUCUUUCCUUGUACAUGUUCUGUUUGGCCACGCUUACACCCAACACGCGCUUGGUGCGGACGUGGUUCUUUGUCAACGCCUUCGUCUGGCGCCUGUGGUAUGUCUUGGGCCUAGGCUACCUCCUCGACCGCCAGUCCAAGAAGAAGAAUUGGACGCGCCACUUCAUCAAGUACGGCGACACGAAAGAAGAGGCCUGGCGCCAGUGGAAAUGCCUGUAUCACCUCAGCAUGACCAUGUGCCACACCAGCUUCCUGGCCGCGGCUUGGAAGAUGUACACGCUGCCAGCCGACUGGUUCUACGACCUCACCGUGUUCCGGCUCGUGGUUGGUGCUGGCAUGGUGGCGCUCCACGUUUGGACGGCGGUCAGCAUCUACGAUUCCCUGGGCGAGUUUGGAUGGUUCUGCGGCGACUUCUUCUUCGACCCACCGCCCAAGAACCUGACGUACUCGGGCAUCUACCGCUUCCUGAACAGCCCGGAGCGCGUGCUGGGCAUGGCUGGGAUCUGGGGGGUUGCUGUGAUGACGUGGACGGCACCGAUCUUCUACCUCGCCACCACCGCCCAGGUUCUGAACCUGGGGUUCUUGCAUUUCGUGGAACGGCCUCACAUGAGCAAGCUGUACGGUCAGAAGCUCCGGCAGACGUCUGGCGUCAGCAAGACCCUGCGCCAAGCUCUCCCUAGCCCAGUGCGCAACUGGCAGUCUGCGGCCGACGAGUACAUCCACUCGACGGUGGAGUUGAUUGAAGAGGUCUUGGAGAGUGCUCGGCCCAAGCUCGCGGCUGGGGUGGGUACGUUUGUCAAGGACACGACGGCCCUGUUCAAGUCGUAUCCGGCACGCAUCUCCAUCACUCGCCUGUCGCCGGACCUUGCUGGGUACGAUGCCAAGCAGUACAAGCUCGAGGUACAGGGCACCCUCUCGGCGCCAGCGGUGGAGGACCAAAAGAGCGGCGGGCGUGAGGGCGAACUCGCGCGGACACCAGCGGCUCGCACAAGCGAGUUCAAGACGCUGGCGCUUGAAUACGGGGCUCCGAUCAAGGUUCGGUGGCAGGCACCCCUCCACCACAGCAAGAAGGACUGGAUCGGCCUGUACAUGGUGGCGGACAACCAGUCUCGAGAGGUGACGCAGCUCAGCUCCAACGGGCGGUGGAUCGCGACCAACGUCGGGGUGUACGACUCGGUCCGGGCCGAGGAAGGCAUCCUGGUGUCGGACAAGCUGGUGGCGGCAUCUGGCGAGGAGGACGACGACGACGACUUGGACCACUACACGGGCGAGGUCGAGUUCCGCGGCGACAAGCUGUGGUGGACAACGGGCGUGUUCGAGUUCCGGUACCACCACGACGGCAAGCACAACGUGAUGGCGCUGUCCCAAGCGUUUGAGAUGCGCAUCCCGCGCUUCGACGAGGAGGAGGUGGAGGUGGACGCGCACGGGACGGUGCACGGCGCGGUGACGCAAGCGCUCUUACCGGUGGUGCAGAACUGCUUCGACCGCGACGCGGAGAUUGCGCCCGGGACGGCGGAGGAGUCGUUUGGCAGCCUGGUCGAGCGGGACGGCAAGUUUGCGAGAAGAGUGGUGUUCGCGGUGCAUCAGAUGUUCGGCAUCGAGUUUGCGCCUGAGGUGGUGCAGGCGGAUGGGAACGUGCGCAACCUUGGGUGGCGCAUCUGCCAUGCGAAGAAGGUGCUGGCGCCGUACAGCAUGACGGCGAGCCAUGGCCGGAACACACCGGAGGGAGUCAAGUUUUGA